Messenger RNA from Haliotis rubra (blacklip abalone), 997 nucleotides. RefSeq names its product phospholipase D1-like. The transcript is spliced from 7 exons. NCBI's taxonomy places the organism in Eukaryota, Metazoa, Mollusca, Gastropoda, Lepetellida, Haliotidae. The record is from RefSeq and is a predicted model, not a curated record. Gene Ontology annotation, biological process: cell motility. The annotation marks the transcript as partial. Gene Ontology annotation, molecular function: catalytic activity.
GGAUCCAAACUCUACAGCUGCACUAUAUCAUGCUUCUUGUUGUGACCGUCUGCAGAUACUACGGAGCAAUACAUCAGGCUGGUCAGCAGGGAUUGAAGCGAUAGAGAACUCCAUCCAAGAAGCUUCCACAUCCACUAACCAGUUCUUCAUAACACAAAUAGACAACUCAUCCUCAGUGUCCAAUGAUGUGGGAAACGCGCUGUACAAGCGGAUAAUUCCAGCCUAUCGGGCGGGGGAGAUGUUCCGCGUGUAUGUGAUGAUGCCGUUACUGCCAGCCUUCGAGGGAGAGUUUGGAACACCAGGGGGCACUGCCCUUCAGGCUGUCACUCACUGGAACUACUCGUCUAUAUGCAGGGGAGGCAACUCUCUCAUAGAGAAACUCAGCAAAGAAGUGCCUGACCCUAUGCAGUAUAUCAUCUUCAAUGGGCUGCGAACCCAUGACGAACUCAACGGUAAACCAAUCACUGAGCUCGUGUAUGUACACAGUAAGCUGAUGAUCGUUGAUGACGACACUGUCAUCAUCGGUUCAGCCAACAUCAACGACAGGAGCAUGCUGGGAAAGAGGGACAGCGAGAUGGCAGUGAUGGUGGAGGACCUCCCAAAGAACAAGUUCGAGAUCUCGUUUGGGGAUCGGAAGCACAUGGCGGGCAAGUUUGCCUCCUCCCUCAGAAGGACCCUGUUCAAUGAGCACCUGGGGCUGGGAGAUGCUGGCUAUGAGGUGGAUGACAUUGUCUCGGACUCCUUCUACAAGGGUGAAUGGAUCCACAGGGCCAGCAUCAACACCACCAUGUAUGACAAGGUAGGUUCUCUUGAUGGAUGUAGGACAAGGUGGGUUCACUUGAUGGAUGACAAGGUGGGGAGGUUCACUGCAGGAAACAGCAGGAUAGAUGAUGGAGCAAGUGUCAUCGGUCAGCUGGCACUUGCUAGACAACUUUGUGACAUGCAGAAGACGGAGGGCGUGGUGGAUGGGCCAGUGGUGACAGUGUCAGCUUGGUAA